AUGAACUUCACACUGCUGGCUCCUGACUGGCGUGACGUGGCAAGGCAGCUGGAAGGUGUGAUUCGCAUCGGAGCAGUGAACUGUGAAGACGACUGGCAGCUGUGUCGCAUGCAGGGAAUCAACAGCUACCCAGCUCUGGUCAUAUACCCACUGAGAGAAAAGUAUUAUGGUGACAGAACGACGAAGCCUCUCAUCAACUUUGCGAUGAAGCAUGUGACGGCCCAGUAUAAAGAACUGUGGUCAGGAAAUUUCAAAUCAGAAGUUGAACAGGAUGAGAGUGGUCUCCCCUGGCUUAUUACAGUUUGUGGAGAUGGGGGAGACUGUCUUGAGCCAAGAACAUGUCUAAAGUUGGCAGCCAUGUUGGAAGAUCUUGUGCAGGUUGGACUGGUUGACUGUCACAGUAACCCGAAGCUGUGUGAGAAACUCGGACGCGACUACGGGACGUACUUCUACCCAGCGGGAAACGUCAAGCGCGGAGAAGGACUGGAAAUAAGUAGCCUUGAUGCACAAGAUAUUGCCAGAAUGGUGUUGUCCCAACUUCCUGAUGUAACUGUUCUUGACAAGACUACGUUCGAGGACAUCCAGGAGAAGUUGAAGACGGGUCAAGACCAGGCGUGGCUCAUUCACUUCGUUGAGGGUGACGGAGGUCAUGACCUUGAACUGAGGAAACUGCCCGCCAUGCUCAACGACUUCCAUAUUGGUCGAGUGGACUGCAGUAGAAUGAGGUCGAAAUGUAACGAACUUCACGUCCACAAAUUCCCAUCGUUUAUGGUCUUCAAGGAAACAGGAGGCACGGAAGUCUACUACGGUCAGUGUGUGAUUUUGAGAUCUACCAGUCGGCAUGUAGUUUAAAGUCUAGUACGGUCAGUGUGUGAUUUUGAGAUCUACCAGUCGGCAUGUAGUUUAAAGUCUACUACGGUCAGUGUGUGAUUUUGAGAUCUACCAGUCGGCAUGUAGUUUAAAGUCUACUACGGUCAGUGUGUGAUUUUGAGAUCUACCAGUCGGCAUGUAGU
Messenger RNA from Gigantopelta aegis, 1013 nucleotides. Its product is annotated as dnaJ homolog subfamily C member 10-like. The coding region runs from base 1 to 852 and encodes 283 amino acids. The record is from RefSeq and is a predicted model, not a curated record. The transcript has 8 exons. Lineage: Eukaryota; Metazoa; Mollusca; Gastropoda; Neomphalida; Peltospiridae.